Hypomesus transpacificus is the source of this 447-nucleotide messenger RNA. Its product is annotated as rho-related GTP-binding protein RhoG-like. The transcript has a single exon. Lineage: Eukaryota; Metazoa; Chordata; Actinopteri; Osmeriformes; Osmeridae. Gene Ontology annotation, cellular component: cell cortex; cell projection; cytoplasmic vesicle. Gene Ontology annotation, molecular function: protein kinase binding; GTPase activity; GTP binding. The record is from RefSeq and is a predicted model, not a curated record. The coding region runs from base 1 to 447 and encodes 148 amino acids. Gene Ontology annotation, biological process: cortical cytoskeleton organization; actin filament organization; regulation of actin cytoskeleton organization.
AUGCAGUCCAUCAAAUGUGUCGUAGUGGGUGAUGGAGCCGUGGGCAAGACCUGUCUGCUUAUUUCCUACACUACCAAUGCUUUCCCGGAGGAAUACAUACCAACCGUGUUUGAUAAAUACAGUGCCCAGACCAGUGUGGAUGGUCGCACUGUCAGUCUGAACCUUUGGGACACAGCGGGACAGGAGGAGUACGACCGCCUCCGCACCCUCUCCUAUCCGCAGACUAACGUCUUCAUCAUCUGCUUUUCGAUCGGGAGCCCUUCCUCCUAUGGUAACGUGCGCCUUAAGUGGCAUCCUGAGGUGUCGCACCACUGCCCAGCGGUGCCCAUUCUCCUGGUGGGCACCAAGAAGGACCUGCGUGAGGACAGAGAUGUGUUUGCCGAGGCAGUGAGGGCUGUUCUAUACCCUGUCACAUGGAAGAAUGGCAAAAAGUGUGUGGUGUUGUAA